Saimiri boliviensis boliviensis (Bolivian squirrel monkey) is the source of this 2559-nucleotide messenger RNA. RefSeq names its product immunoglobulin superfamily member 23 (gene IGSF23). The record is from RefSeq and is a predicted model, not a curated record. Lineage: Eukaryota; Metazoa; Chordata; Mammalia; Primates; Cebidae.
ACUUGUUAUGUGCAAGGCACUGUUCUAGUCACCAGGGCCACAGCCGCACACCAGAUGAACACCCCUACCCUCCUGGAUCUGACGUUCAAGUCGGAGAGGUGAGACUAAGGAGGAGAGACAUAACACAAGUGGACAAAGAAAUCACCUAAGAGAGCGGUAAAUGAUGUCAAGAAGAAAACGACACUGUGGCUUGCUAGCAAAGAGCUGGGGGCCUGAGUUGCAGCAGGCAUUAGGAAAGGCCUUUUUGAGGAGGUGCUGUGCGUGAAUUAAGCCAAAAUAAUGAGAUACAGUCGGCUUUGAGAUUGCAUGAAUAAGGUUCUAAGAAAAGGGCAGAGUGUGUGCAAAGGCCCUGAGCUGGCACCCUCCAGAAACUGGCAGAAAGCCCCUGUGAACGGCUGUGUGAUGGUAGGCGAGUUACUCAGCGCCUGUGCACCGCUGGAAAAUGAGGAUGCUCAUACCUACUGCUCGAGAGGAAAAAAGCUGUGGUUCAGAGUCCAGGAGAGAACCCAGGAGGCCAGCAGAAGGCCCCGUCACCUCCUACCAGCUGACCUUUGGCCAUUCCUUGCCUUUGAUGUGAAUGAUCGGGCGAUUCUGCUCCUCCCUCCAUCUCCCAGCAGGGGUUGUAGGGUGAAGGAAUGAGAGCAAAACUUCAGGGCCUCCUCCCCAGAAUCCCUGUCCCGGUCUGGUCCCCACCCACCACCACCACUGACCCAGUGCUAGAGAAGGAUGCAGCUGGAGGUGAUUUCCCAGCCAACUCAAAAAGUCACAUGGGGACGGGCCAGGGUGGGCGUGGUCACUGUGGCCGGGGUGCUGCAGGGCGGGCCGAGGCUGCAGAUGCGACUGCCGCAGGUCUAUAAAGACCCCAUGUGUGACGAAGAGACCUUCUCUGCACGGUCCCUGGACAGAAUUCGAAAUGAGGAGUCCUCUGGACGUCAGCUCCGGCCACACCCCUGCCUGGAGGAAGCUGCUUUUAACAGGCUUCCUGCUCACAUCCUGCACCUGCUCUGCCUUCUCGGAGCUGCCCGUCUCGACACAGCUGAACACCUGGACCGAAGGAGCCAGUGUCCACCUUCCUGUCCCCGGAAGCCUCGAUGGCAUUCUCACCACAUCUUGGUUCCGAGGGCAUGACGCCCAGCCAGCAGCCAUGAUAUUCUCCCCGGAGGGCCUCCCAGGACCUGCUCACACUGGCCGGGAGAUGCUGGGCAGCCAAGGUAGCCUGGUCAUUCAAAACGUGACGGCUCAGGACUCGGGCAGCUACACCGUCGUGCUGGAAACCAGCAGGGGGCGCAGGAGUGCGACAGAGCAGAUCCAUGUCAAGAACAGCUUCCCACCAGCGCAACUGAAGACAUUCCCAUACGCUUUCCAGGGCAUCAUCCAGACUGAGCUCAACUAUUCUGUGAUCCUGCAGUGGAUGGUGAUAAUGAACCCUGAGCCUGUGGUGAGCUGGACCCUCAAUGGGGUGCCCUGCGGGAUAGGAGAGAGGCUGUUCAUCCGGCGGUUGUCCAUGGAGCAGUUGGGCACCUAUAUGUGCACAGCCACAAACAGCAAGGAACAGCUGGUCUCUGCGCCUGUGACCAUCUCACUGCCAACCCACAGAACCAGAGCCCGUGGAGCCAGACCCCACUCUGUCCCUGUCCGGAGGCGCUGCCAUUUCGCUCAUCGUGGCUGGAACCUUGGGAGCUGGGGUGCUGAUUGGAGGCUUGUGUUUCACCAUCAUCCGGAGCCUAAGACGGAGAAGAUCCUGCUGCAACGUGGGCAACUCUCCCGUCCUCUGAAGAGGUGGGCACUUUGUACUUCUCUAUCCACGUGGAAAAAGCCUCCAUCCCAUAGCUUCCAAGUCCACAACAUCUCUGUUUAAGGGAACAACCCAGCUUAACCAGACUCCCUUUGCCCUGUUUCUGAAACACCUGAAGAAAGCAUCUGAUGGGUUGACCCGGUGCCAUCCAUGGUCCCAUCGCUGUGACACAUUGUGCGAGCAAAGCACCAGGGGCUCAUCCCUGACUGUGGAAGCUCAGUGCUUAGAAAACAGGUGGGAGGUUUUACCUGGGAAAUUGCCCAGACCCCAAAAUGUGUCUAUUACACAUGCUGCUCUUUUUUUUCUUUUUGCUCUUUUUCAAAAAGAACCAAAACAUAAAUAAAAACACCACCACGUCUGAGUGGUUUCUCAUGAAGCCUCUCUUCCUGAGAAGUGGGGAGAUGGUUCCCAGAAAUCCGUGGCGUGUUUGCAAAUAAGAUCAACCUUUGAGCUUGGCGUUGCUCACGUUUAACACCCCUCCAGCAGAGGAUCCCGACAGAUGGCAGGCACAGAGCACGCAAGUGUGGAUGGAGCUCCUCUGGGGAUACAGCUUACAUCUGAGGAACAUUCGGUGCUUCUGUGACCAACACAAUCACCUAAACAGCAUUAUGCUUAGCAGUAAUGGUAGCAGACCUGAGUCCACAUCUUGUGUGUUGAGCGCUCUCCAUGUGUCAGCCAUUGACUAUUCACCUUAAGUGAUUAAUGCAUCAUAGCCAGCCGGGCGCAUGCAUUAAUCACACCUGUAAUCCCUCUACUUUGGGAGG